Hibiscus syriacus is the source of this 1522-nucleotide messenger RNA. RefSeq lists its product as uncharacterized. The transcript has 4 exons. Bases 68 to 1522 code for a protein of 484 amino acids. NCBI's taxonomy places the organism in Eukaryota, Viridiplantae, Streptophyta, Magnoliopsida, Malvales, Malvaceae. The record is from RefSeq and is a predicted model, not a curated record.
UAAUAAGAGAGAUAGAGAGAGAAAUAUUGUUGGGUAUUCUUCCUUUUUUUCCCCAGAUGCACUUUCAAUGGGGAAAAAUGAGGACCAAAAUCUGCAGCAACAAAGAGAGCAAGGUCUUGAAUCAGGGAACAAUGAAGGGCAUUCGGGAUUCUUGUGUGGGAUAUGUUGGUUGGUCUUGUCGAGGCUUUCUAAUGAGUUUAGUUUCAGAUGUGUUAUUGUCUUGUUCCUCAGCUUGUCGGUUUUAUUGCUUGGGAUCUUCUGGAUCCUUCCUAUACGAUCAGUGAAAUCUGGGUUUGAUGCUAAGCAAACUAUUAAGCUCAGUGCUCCGAUUCAUGCAUGUUUUACACUUCAGAAACCAGUUUCGGAGCUUGUUCAGCAUAUUGAAAAGUUAGAGUUUGAUAUCUAUGAAGAAAUUGCUGUUCCAUAUACCAAGGUGGCUAUCCUAUCCAUGCAUCAGUCGGGUGUUAACUCUACUAAUGUGGUAUUUGGUGUUUUAUCCGAUCCUAUAAAGAGUCCAAUGAAUCCAGUAGCCCUUAGUGUGCUGAGAUCGUCUUUGAUUGAGCUGUUCCUUCGGCAAUCCAAUCUGACUUUGACGACUUCAAUUUUUGGGCAUCCUUCUGAUUUUGAGAUUUUGAAGUUUCAUGGGGGCAUCACUGUAAUCCCUGUACAAUCUGCUUCCAUCUUUCAGAUAACCCAGUUUCUGUUUAAUUUUACUUUGUAUAACUAUAUAUCUGAAAUAGAGGACAAAUGCGUUGAGUUGAAGGAUCAGCUUAAGUAUGGGCUACGCCUGAGGUCUUAUGAGAACUUGUUUGUGCAAUUAACAAACCAAAAUGGCUCCACUAUGUCGUCACCAGUCAUAGUGCAGGCUUCAGUGAUGUCUGAUAAUUAUGGUAACCUUCUGCCUCAGAGAUUAAAGCAGUUGGCUCAAAUCAUCACGCACUCUCCUGCAAAGAAUCUUGGUCUCAAUAACUCGGUCUUUGGUAAAGUUAAAAGCAUUAGCUUAUCAUCUUGUUUGAAGGGUACACUUCAUGCUACCCCUCCCACUCCUUCACCGGCUUUGGCUCCUGGGCCAUCGGUUUCAUCGCAUCCCAAGUCUGUACCAACACAUGCGCCAGCAUUGUCACCCAAGAUUCAUCAUUUUGCACCCUGUCCUAAUUGCAAUGCUGUUUCUCCAUCUGCUAGUAGUCCCCUGCAUUCCCCGGGUCCUAGAACCGUCCCAUCUCUUCCACCUUCAAUUUCUCCUGCAUCUUCUAGUGUAACAACUCCCGCCCCUCCCCCUUGUCCAUAUUCUCGUCCUGUAGUUCCAUCAAGCCCUCCAUUAAGAUCUCAUUCCAACCUAAUUCCUAAGCACCCAUCAGUAGUUAGUCCCCGGUCACAGUUGCCCCCAAGUCUACCACCAUUAGCUUCAGUGUCUUGUGGAUCCCGUCCCAGCCAAAGUCUGGAGCGUACAAAAGGCCCAGUUUCUGCACCUCUUGCUAAGUCUCCAUCUGCACAAUCUCUGUCAUGUAAGCAUCUAUGCUAA